AUGCAAAGAGCGUCAAGGCUAAAGAGGGAGCUCUCGCUCUUGGCCACGGAGCCACCUCCGGGCAUCACCUGCUGGCAAAGCGAAACUCGCCUGGAUGACCUGCGAGCGCAAAUUUUAGGAGGUGCAGACACACCAUAUGAGAAAGGAAUAUUCGACCUGGAAAUAAUUGUGCCCGAAAGGUACCCGUUUGAGCCUCCGAAGAUUCGUUUUCUCACCCCUAUUUAUCAUCCUAACAUUGACUCCGCGGGAAGGAUUUGCCUGGAUGUUCUUAAAUUACCUCCCAAGGGCGCCUGGAGACCUUCCCUGAACAUCUCCACGCUGCUGACCUCCAUCCAGCUGCUGAUGGCGGAGCCCAACCCCGAUGACCCUCUCAUGGCAGACAUCUCUGCGGAGUACAAGUACAACAAGCCGCUGUUCUUGCUAAAUGCCAGAGAGUGGACUGAGAAACACGCCAGCCAGAAGAGGGCUCCUUUGGAAGAGAAAAUAAACCAAAGCGAAACAAGUACCCCCAGUGAAUCAACCACACAGAAAAGAAAAGGGAGUAAUAUCAGCGGGAAGGAGAAGAAAUCUCGCCUGGGUUCCUGA
This is a messenger RNA of Apaloderma vittatum (bar-tailed trogon), 585 nucleotides long. RefSeq names its product ubiquitin-conjugating enzyme E2T (putative) (gene UBE2T). The transcript is spliced from 6 exons. The record is from RefSeq and is a predicted model, not a curated record. NCBI's taxonomy places the organism in Eukaryota, Metazoa, Chordata, Aves, Trogoniformes, Trogonidae. The coding region runs from base 1 to 585 and encodes 194 amino acids.